GAGCGUGCGUCGACGUGUGUGAGAGUAAAGCUAUAGGGACUCCCUUCUCGUCCUCGCCGUGCUCAGAAUAUCUUGAACUGACGGAUCCAGAGGAGCAGCCCGGUUACACGACAAAACGGGUCACACGGGUUUUUCCCAAUAUGCUUCCCCCCUUGCUCGCCGCUUUUGGGUCCUUCAGCGCGCCGUGUGCGUCGUUUGGUUUAAUUCCAAAGCUCCCUGCUCUUGCUUUCCCUCUAUUCUGCGCUGCGCAUCACGGUGGCUGUCCAGCGGGUCAUCGCGGAGAGUCCGGCGCCUGGCUGAAAGCUGAGCCCGCCCGCACGCACGGAGAUACGGACUGCAGUCUUACUUGAAGCGACGAGGUGGUGGUGGUGGGGGUUGGGGGGGGAAAUGGAGAACCCGGCCAGGUAUCUCUCUUCGGUGCAGGGGAUCGAUUCCGUGCCGGCGCCCCUCGGAGAGAUUAUGUGGAACAGCACUGAAACGGAGGCGACAGACGACGGGGGGAAGGAUAUGGUGGUGCGCACAGUGACCGGCUGCCUGCUGUCCUUGCUCAUCCUCUGGACUCUGCUGGGGAACAUCCUGGUGUGCUCCGCGGUGCUGCGCUUUCGCCACCUGCGGACCAAAGUCACCAACAUCUUCAUUGUGUCCCUGGCUCUGUCGGAUUUAUUCGUGGCCGUGCUGGUGAUGCCCUGGAAGGCUGUGGCAGAAGUGGCCGGAUACUGGCCGUUUGGCACUUUUUGCAACGUCUGGGUCGCCUUCGACAUCAUGUGUUCCACCGCGUCCAUCCUCAACCUCUGCAUCAUCAGCGUGGACCGGUACUGGGCCAUCUCCAGCCCCUUUCGAUACGAGAGGAAAAUGACCCAGCGGGUCGCCUUUGUCAUGAUCAGCGUCACCUGGACACUGUCCGUGCUGAUUUCAUUCAUACCGGUCCAGCUGAACUGGCACAAAGCCGCCGCCGACGGGUUGGCCGGAGCGCACAACUCCUCCGCGAGUCGGCAGCUGGAGGAAAACUGCGACUCCAGCCUGAGCCGAGAGUACGCAAUCUCCUCCUCGCUCAUAAGUUUCUAUAUUCCCGUGGCGAUCAUGAUUGUAACAUACACCAGGAUAUAUCGGAUUGCUCAGAUCCAGAUCAGAAGAAUAGCGUCCCUGGAGAGAGCGGCGGAGCACGCGCAAAGCUGCCGAAGCAACAGGAUAGAGUGCCAACACCACAACACGCUGAAAACUUCAAUCAAACGGGAAACCAAAGUGUUUAAAACUCUCUCGGUGAUCAUGGGCGUCUUCGUGUGCUGCUGGUUGCCCUUCUUCGUGUUGAACUGCAUGGUCCCGUUCUGCAACAAGCCGGCUGCGGACCGGGACGCGGGCCUGCCGUGCGUCAGCGAGACGACCUUUGACGUCUUCGUGUGGUUUGGUUGGGCCAACUCGUCCCUCAACCCCAUCAUCUACGCCUUCAACAAUGAGUUCAGGAAGGCCUUCGCCAGCCUCCUGGGCUGCCGCCACUUCUGCUCCAACACACCCGUGGAGACGGUGAACAUCAGCAACGAGCUGGUCUCCUACAACCAGGACACGAUCAUCCACAAGGAGAUCGCCAGCGCGUACGUCAACAUGAUCCCCAACGUGGUCGAAUGUAUGGAGCACGAGGAGACGUUCGACAGGAUCUCACAGUUUUCUCACAACAACGACAACGCCACAGACUCCGUGUGCGACUUGGAGGACUGCGAGGCGGACAUCAGUCUGGACAGGUUGUCACCUUUCACUCCAAACGGAUUACACUGACUCCACACGGUUCAGUGUUGCUGACUAAAAGGCUUUACUCGGUGCGCCAGUGUACGUAACGUCCGUCUACUCUGACGAUUCACAAAGGGGACUUUCUGCCUCUUUACUAACCAUCAAACGGACCCAGUGCCCACCUUUCCAUUGAGCAUGAAAGCUGAGGGAAGCCUUACAAGACAGUGUGACUAAAACAGUCCAAUGCAGUCGAUUUAGCGCCUUACAGCCUGGUGAACAAAGAGAUUUGAGACAUGCAAGGAAUGUGUCCUGUAGAGUUUAAGUUACUUGAUGCCAAAAUGCAUUAUUGAAGCGUUUCGCCACACCAACCUCCCAGGUGACUCUUUUUAGCACAUGCGCUCAGGACAUGUGGACACUUUAAUCUGAGCUGCCACAGGCUUUUUAAUAGAAAGGCAAAAGCACAAAAUCUAAUGUGAAGGAUGCACUGAGGAAGCCCGCGUGUGCUGGAAUCUCUCAUACAUCUUGAAAUAACAAUUGUUUGCUAUUGUUAGAGUUAUUUUCUACGAUGUUUAACUUCACACAGAGGCCAAAACUUGUGUAACGUUUCAGCUCUGUGAGCCAGAGCUAACUCUGUCUGAUCAGACUCAAAGAUGAAAAGAAAAAGAAACGAUAAUAAUGAAAUGUCUCCCAGACAUUACUUGAAACCAAUCGGACAGCACAGCUGGAUAUCGCAUCCACAUCCUGAUGACCUCAUCUGAAUGUAUUUACUGUCCAUUUUAAUGGUGAAGUGUGUCAUAAUUUGUCUAAUAAAAUAAAAGGUUGUCAUUCAGAGUGGA
Molecule: messenger RNA, 2558 nt
Organism: Poeciliopsis prolifica (blackstripe livebearer)
Lineage: Eukaryota; Metazoa; Chordata; Actinopteri; Cyprinodontiformes; Poeciliidae
Gene: drd5a
Product: dopamine receptor D5a
Exons: 2
Coding region: 388-1770 (460 amino acids)
Biological process (GO): adenylate cyclase-activating adrenergic receptor signaling pathway
Cellular component (GO): plasma membrane
Molecular function (GO): dopamine neurotransmitter receptor activity; G protein-coupled receptor activity
Source: RefSeq, a predicted model, not a curated record